Molecule: messenger RNA, 1943 nt
Organism: Rhodamnia argentea
Lineage: Eukaryota; Viridiplantae; Streptophyta; Magnoliopsida; Myrtales; Myrtaceae
Product: cytochrome P450 714C2-like
Exons: 6
Coding region: 82-1884 (600 amino acids)
Molecular function (GO): monooxygenase activity; oxidoreductase activity, acting on paired donors, with incorporation or reduction of molecular oxygen; iron ion binding
Source: RefSeq, a predicted model, not a curated record
ACUCAUCAACUCGCAAGAUUCCCAGUGAAGCGACGAGAGGAAGAAGGAUCGCCAAACUGAAACAACGAAACGAAAGGAACGAUGGCAGCUGAUGAACCAGCUAUGUCUGCUUCCAUGGCGAUGGUGAAGAUGGCUCCCACAUUGAUUCUGGGCUUGCUCGGGCUCGUCCUGAUCCAUGCGUACAAAGUGUUCAUAUGGGGACCGAAGAGGCGCCGAUCAAAGCUUUGGAGGCAAGGAAUAGAGGGACCUCCUCCUUCUCAUCUUCUUCUCGGAAACAUCCCAGACGUCAAGAAGGUCCGAGCUGACGAAGCCCAGAGAGCUCGAGAGUCCCGCAAAAAUGGCGGCCUCGUGAAGAUGGCUUCGACGUUGAUUCUGGGCUUGCUCGGGCUCGUCCUGAUUCAUGCGUACAGAGUGUUCAUAUGGGGACCGAGGAGGCUCAGAUCAAAGCUUCGGAGGCAAGGAAUAGAGGGACCUCCUCCUUCUCAUCUUCUUCUCGGAAACAUCCCAGACGUCAAGAAGAUCCGAGCUGACGAAGCCCAGAGAGCUCGAGAGUCCCGCAAAAAUGGCGGCCUCUCCCACGCCUGGCCUUCGCUUCUGUUCCCACACUUGCAAAAGUGGCGAACCCAAUACGGACCCAUCUUCAUGUAUUCAGCUGGGCACAUACAGUUCUUGUCGAUAAGUGAUGUGGAGAUGGUGAACGAACUGAGCACGUGCACAUCGCUGAGCCUCGGAAAGCCUUCAUAUUUCUCGAAAGACAGGGGAGCUUUGCUUGGACAGGGCAUUCUCUCGUCAAGCGGCUCUACUUGGGCCUACCAGAGGAAGAUAAUUGCCCCUGAGCUGUAUCUCGAUAAAGUUAAGGGCAUGGUCAGCCUCAUGGUCGACUCCGCAAACUCGCUAAUAGGCUUCUGGGAGAGCCGAAUUGAAAGCGGUGGAGGCACGGCAGAAAUAAGAAUCGAUGACGACUUAAGAAGCUUGUCCGCCGACAUUAUCUCCAGAGCUUGCUUCGGAAGCAGUUACUCCCGAGGGAAGGAGAUCUUCCUGAAGCUCAGAGAACUUCAACAGGUCAUGUCACAUGGAAGCAUUGGAGUAGCUGGAAUGAGAUACCUUCCAACCAAAAUCAAUAGACAAAUUUGGAAGUUGGACAAACAGAUUCGGUCGAUGAUUCUAGAGGUCGUGAAAGCACGAACGCAGGCCUCAUAUGAGAAGGACCUCUUACAGAUGAUACUCCAGGGUGCCAACAAUGAGGGCCUACCAUCAAAUAUCUCCGCCGAACAAUUCAUAGUGGAUAAUUGCAAGAACAUAUACUUUGCUGGCCACGAGACCACUGCUCUCACGGUAUCUUGGUGCCUGAUGCUGUUGGCUGCUCAUCCUCAGUGGCAAGCAAGAGUCCGUGCCGAAGUGCUCGAGAUUUUUGGCCGUGGAGUUCUGGAUUCUGAUAAGCUCCGAGGCAUGAAAACACUAACCAUGGUAAUUCACGAGACUUUGCGGCUCUAUCCGCCAGCAGUGUUCAGCAUGAAAGAAGCCUUAGAGGACAUCAAGUUUAAGGGACUUCUGAUUCCACAAGGCUCGAACAUCCAAAUUCCAAUCCACAUUCUGCACCAGCUUCCCGAAAUAUGGGGGACGGAUGCUGCGGAGUUUAAGCCGGAGAGAUUUGCACGAGGAAUCUCUGGAGCCUGUAAAUCUGUUCAUGCAUACAUGCCCUUUGGUUCGGGACCUCGGAUCUGUGCAGGACAACACUUUGCCCAGGCCGAAUUGAAGGUGAUCUUGUCGCUCAUUCUCGCCAAGUUGUCGUUUUCGCUUUCACCUAGUUAUGACCAUUCUCCAGCAUUUAGGCUGGUUGUCGAACCUGGAGAUGGGGUCAUCCUCGAUGUGAGGAAAGUUUGAGAGAUCUCAAAGCUUGGUUUUUUGCGUCGAAAACAGAAUGCUAUUCACUUGCAAACAUA